This is a messenger RNA of Aureobasidium pullulans EXF-150, 204 nucleotides long. RefSeq lists its product as uncharacterized. NCBI's taxonomy places the organism in Eukaryota, Fungi, Ascomycota, Dothideomycetes, Dothideales, Saccotheciaceae. The record is from RefSeq and is a predicted model, not a curated record. The annotation marks the transcript as partial. The transcript has a single exon.
AUCAAGUUUAUAGACGCUGUGGACAGGAACUUCACCCUACCCUGGCAUCUGGCCAAGACUUGGAAAGGCAUGGAAGCUUUGAUCAAGCAAGCUUUUGUCAACAUUGAGCACAUCGGGCCUCAUGUCGCCAACGGCCAUUAUCAUCUGCUUGGACCGAACAACGAGAUCAUUCUACCGCAGGUCUGGGAGGUGGUGGUACAACCC